AUGAGGAAGAAGCGGAAAGGUAGUGAAACUGAGGGUUCGGAGAGGGAAAACUUGGCAGAGGAUUUAUCUUGCACGACUGCGUCACGAUCAUCCAACUUCCGGUCACACUUUUCGCUAGAGGGUUAUGCUAGACUGAAGAAGCGGUGCAAGGAGAAUGAUGAUGUCGAGUCUGUUGGUUCCUUUAAGAGACGAAUAGCCGGCGUGGCUACUGCACCUCCUUGCGGUGCAUCGUCUUUGGUUUCGUCAGGGAGAGGUUUGAAGAGGAAGAUUGGGUGCAUUGAUGUUUCCACACAGACUGGGAGGAAGAAUAAGAUUCAUGAUGACUAUGUUUUUGGUCCAAAUAUUGGGAAAGGGAAGUUCGGGUCGGUGAGGAUCUGUAGGUCGAAGAAUAAUGGGAUUGACUUUGCGUGUAAAACUCUGAACAAGGGGGAGGAGACGGUUCACAGGGAAGUUGAGAUUAUGCAACAUUUAUCUGGUCAUCCUCGGGUUGUCACAUUGCAUGCUGUUUAUGAAGAGUCGGAUUGUUUCCAUCUCGUGAUGGAGCUGUGUCCGGGGGGGCGUUUGAUUGAUCAGAUGGUCAAGGAGGGAAAGUAUUCUGAGCAGCGAGCAGCUAAUAUAUUCAAGGACCUCAUGCUAGUCAUCAAUUAUUGCCACGAGAUGGGAGUUGUGCACAGAGAUAUCAAACCUGAGAACAUUCUCCUAACAUCUGCUGGGAAGAUACAGCUGGCUGAUUUUGGCCUCGCCAUGAGAAUUGCAAAAGGUCAAACAUUGUCUGGAUUAGCAGGAAGUCCUGCUUAUGUUGCACCUGAAGUUCUUUCUGAAAACUAUUCAGAGAAAGUCGACAUUUGGAGUGCAGGAGUGCUCUUAUACGCUCUCUUGUCUGGUGUACUCCCGUUUAAGGGAGACUCCUUGGAUGCCAUUUUCGAAGCAAUCAAAAAAGUGAAGCUUGAUUUCAACUCGGGAGUGUGGGAGUCCGUGUCCAAACCAGCCCGUGAUCUCUUGGCAAGAAUGCUAACAAGGGAAGAAUCUGCCAGAAUCACAGCCGAUGAAGUGCUAAGGCAUCCAUGGAUACUCUUUUACACAGACCGGACACUCAAGACGAUGUGUAUCAAGUCGAAGAAGAGUCAAGCAGGACCUCCUCCUUGCCUCCAGAUUCGCAGCAGUCCGAUAGAGAAAACUGACAUAAAAAGAGCUAACAGAGAGAAGAAGACAACAUCUGAUUCACCGAAUGAUUCAUUCUCCAACACAGAGGAGGAGGAAGAAGAUGAGAGCGGUGUGGUGGAUGUGCUUGUGGUUGCAAUCUCCAACGUGAGGAUCUCAGAACCAAAGAGAAGCAGAGUCUGUAGUCCCACGAACAGCCCCAUUGAACAGCAACACUCGUCUAACUUGACCACGACUAAUACACUCUGUCGAGCCUUCUGA
Microthlaspi erraticum is the source of this 1422-nucleotide messenger RNA. The record is from the annotation of a GenBank genome assembly. NCBI's taxonomy places the organism in Eukaryota, Viridiplantae, Streptophyta, Magnoliopsida, Brassicales, Brassicaceae.